CUUUUCCUUUGUCUCUCCUUUGUAUCAAAUGCUACUGAAGCUUUGGCUGGGGGCGGUUCUUGCUUAGAAAACAAUCUAGAGGUGACAAGUGAGUAAUCAAAGCAUGUUUAUGAAUUCAUGAGUUGUUGCAUUAUAGGAAAGCUAAGUUGAAUAUUUAAUAAUAUUGGAAAGUAUUUCUUGGGGGAAAACAGGCUGGAAUUAUAGGAAAUAAUCUUAAAGUUUGAAUUAACCAUUUAAAAAAAAAAAGAAAGGGAAUCUUAAGAACUCUAUUGGAGGCUUGAGGUAGUACAGUGUAUUAUUUAAAUCUAAACAGGCAGGUGGUUCCAAGCUGAUAUUAUAGUAUUCCUUCCUUCCUCAGAUACUUGGGGGAAACCAGAAAGAGAGGAAGAAUUUGGAAAGAAAAUAGAUUUGAUUACCCUGUAGGGAAAUAACAAAUGGUAGUGGGAACAAGGAAAACUGGAGCGAAAUCAACACCAAACUCAACAGCUAAUACACUUAGAAGACCUUCAGUGGACACUCCUACCAAAUCAUCAGAACCAGACGAAAAGAUGAUGGAAGAAAUCAGGAAAAUGCAUCAGGAAACAAACCAGGCAAUUGAAAAAUCGAAAGAAGACUUGAAGGUUGAAUUUAAGAGGGAUUUGAGACACGAACUGGGAGAAGUAACCUCAAGACUGGACAAGAUUGAUACGGAUCUAAAGCAGAUGAAUGGGAAGGUAGAAAAAUUAGAAACAGAUAUGAGAAAGAUGGAAAUAAAGGUUGAGACAAUGCAUAGAGACCAACAAGAAGACCAGGACUCAAUAUUGAGACUACAACUGAAACAAAGAGAGAACUGCUUAAAAUUGAGAGGACUACCUGAAAAUGUAAACGAAAAUUUGUACACCCUCUUGACGCCAAUAUUAGCAAAAUUUAUUGGAGAAUCAGAGACGUUAUUCCCGUGGGAAAUAGAUCGGGCCUAUAGGAUAAACUCUCGUAUUGCCAAGAUAAGGAAACUUCCGAGGGACGUGGUGAUCUAUUUUGUCAGGAAACAGACUAAAGAAAUAAUCCUAAGACAAAGCUAUACUACAAAGCUGAUAAUAGAAGACAAAGAGAUCACAGUCCUGAGAGACAUCCCUGGAAAGAUUCUUAAAAGAAGGAAAGAAUACAGUUUUUUAAUUGAGCAACUAAGGGCCCGGAAAAUCCUCUACAAAUGGGAUGAUCUGGAAGGCGUCAUUGUGAACUGGAAACAAAAGAAAGUUAGAUUGAAUUCAACCGAAAAAGCAAGACUGUUCUUGAAAGGUCUGAAGGAAGGAUCUGACGGAGGAAGAGGAGAAGAGGUAAAUAAAGGCAAACCAGAAGAAGGAGGAGGAGAGGAAGAAGAAGAAGGAGAGGAGGACCUAAUUGAGGAAUAGCAGGGAACUAAGAAGUCUACUUGGAAAAAGGAAAAAGAAACACCGAAGAGCAAAAUAAAAGAAAUCAAAUAUAAAAUUUUGGAACUAUUUUAUAAUUAUACUAUUAGAUAAUCAAAACUUUUAAA
Messenger RNA from Sceloporus undulatus (fence lizard), 1513 nucleotides. RefSeq lists its product as uncharacterized. Bases 435 to 1388 code for a protein of 317 amino acids. The record is from RefSeq and is a predicted model, not a curated record. The transcript has 2 exons. Lineage: Eukaryota; Metazoa; Chordata; Lepidosauria; Squamata; Phrynosomatidae.